This is a messenger RNA of Branchiostoma floridae (Florida lancelet), 5247 nucleotides long. RefSeq names its product polycystic kidney disease protein 1-like 2. Gene Ontology annotation, cellular component: membrane. Gene Ontology annotation, biological process: detection of mechanical stimulus. The transcript is spliced from 18 exons. The record is from RefSeq and is a predicted model, not a curated record. Gene Ontology annotation, molecular function: calcium ion binding; protein binding; calcium channel activity. Lineage: Eukaryota; Metazoa; Chordata; Leptocardii; Amphioxiformes; Branchiostomatidae. Bases 357 to 4556 code for a protein of 1399 amino acids.
UUUCAACUGCAAUUCAAGCAAAUCAAUUAUGAAGGUUUGUAAAUUGCCGUUCUAUAUGUUUUUUGUUUAUUCACAUAUCUUAUCAAUGUAUUUCUCCUGUUGAUUUCAAUUCUUAAUGUCAUAAUGCGCUUCAGACCUGCAAAGAGGCCUUUGAUAUACUAACAAUUGCAUCCGAGCGUUUGAGGACCGCAAACGCUGCCACCGUCCUUGUCCAGUUAGGUGAAGCUGUCAUCAAAGCGUGUAAAGACAAAUCACUGGAAGUAAAGCUUACCUACAUCACUGUUCUGGACAACCUGAACGAUGACCUUGCGAGACAAGUAGUGACGACGGAAGACGUGACACGCAUCAGUACAGACAUGUUACGAUCCGUUGGACACGUCUUCCAUGAAGCCCUUGGUCAGGCAGACGACGAUUCGAUCACGAAUGAUGACUUUUUGUUGUCACCUGAGGAGAGAGAAGCUCGGAGACGGCGAAUGAAAGAAGAACGUGACCAAAUGAAACGAACCGUUGUUGCACGAGGCCGUAAGAUUCUGAACGAUAUGGCGGAACUUCUGAGAAGAGAGUUGAGACCGGGAGGCCCAGCAAUACGCAUUGACACCGACAGUCUCAGCCUGCAAGUACAGAAAAUCCGUGGAAAGGAUCUGGCAGAUCAUCGGCUGAACGGCACAGGCGUGAACACGGCCUUUCCCUCUGCUGAAACACUGUUUCAAGGCUUUGUGCCCAGGUAUAUUGACGCUAAGGUCAUCAGUUUCCAUGACAACCCUUUCACGUGGGGAAACAACUCAAAUAUCAUCAACUCUGGUGUCCACGACAUCUCUCUGAUACCAUCGACCGUGUCCCCCGGGGAAAUAAGAGACACAGAAGAGGAUAUCCUGAUCACUAUCGCCACCAAUGGAGCAGACUCUUCCAGCGGACUGGUUUAUGAAGUAGAUUCCACCGGCAAUGGGAGCGUGGUGCACCAUGUUUUCAACAUCUCAGACGUAGAUGAUGCUUUCGUCGUCCAAGUCACUGCGAUGAACAGGAGUUCCAGAAUAUCCGUGUUCGGGAGAGGAGAAGGCUUGGCCCAUAGUAAAAACUGUGAAGUAUGUUUGACCUGGCAGGACUGGAAACCGACUGCCUCCCAUCAUGGCGCUCCUGAGUCUCGGUCUGUCAUGUUUUUCGUGUCGGGAAAUAAUCAUACCGGGAGAUACUACGUCGGGGUAGACGUUGCUGGUAUGGACGAUGUCUACCAAGAUGCAGUCGAUGACGGCGUACUUCUUGUGGACCCAGCUGAUCAGUCCAGUUUAAGCCUGAAUGGGACCCAGUUCUACAGCCUGAAGGUGCUGCGUCUGAGCUGUCGUUAUUGGGCGGAGGACACAGAGAGCUGGCUUCCCAAGGGAUGCAAGGUACACCCUACGUCCACAGUCACUGAGACUGUCUGCGCCUGUAAUCACAUGACAGCAUUCGGGGCUGGCUUUGUCACCGCGCCAAACACGAUUGACCUGACCACCGUGUUUGACAAGUUCGCGGACAUAGGGAACAACGCAGGGGUCUUCGCCACCGUGCUGACGACAUUAGCUCUGUACUUUGUCGGGAUCAUCUUUCUAAGGAGAGUGGACAAAGCCGGAAUGAAGAAGUUGAUUGUCCAUAGCCUACCAGACAACCGCUCCACGGACACGUACUAUUACAAGAUGACAGUAUACACCAGUCAUGGCAGAGGGUCUGGAACUAAGUCCAACGUGGCCUUCUCAUUGUUUGGAGACAGUGGGAGUACUGGAGUUAGGGUGUUCAAGCAAGACCCGGAGACCUUCCAGGCUGGUGGCGUGGAUAUCUUCUUGAUGGCUGUUGAAGAAAGUCUGGGUGACCUUCAUCGCCUUCAGAUCUGGCACGACAACCAGGGCGGCGACGACAGGGCCUGGAAGCUAGAUAAAGUCAUCGUGAGAGAUCUGCAGUCAGAAGAUACAAACAGCUUUCUCUGUAACCAUUGGCUGUCACUGGACCGCGGGGACAGUAGAAUCAACCGGAUUCUUCCUGCUUCAACAGAGCAUGAUCUGUCGUCCUUCCACCUUUUCACUACAAAGGCAACCGGCGAUUUUAGAAAUGAGCACAUCUGGCUCUCGACCCUAUUCUGCCCCAGUGGAAGCCAUUUCAGUAAGGUCCAACGUCUCUCCUGUGGACUGUGUAUUAUCUACACCACUAUGAUUGCCAACGCCAUGUGGUACAAAACGGAAAACAAUGUGGAGCAGACGACAGUGGUGAAUCUUGGGAUAGUUUCCUUCACCCUCCAUGAGUUGUACGUCAGCACGAUGACGUCAUUGUGUGUCCUCCCGGUGAACGUGCUUCUCAUCCAGCUCUUCAACCGGUGCAAAGAAAAGAAGCAACCGGCCAAGAAUUCAGUGUAUGCUGCAGAGAAAGAAGACGCCAGAUCUUUGAUGUUGAACACACGGUCGUCCUCCCAAAUUCUUCCCCAUGGAUUUGUGUACGUGGCCUGGUCAGUCCUGGUUCUCGUCUGCUGCGUGUCGGCGUUCUUCACCAUUCUCUACAGCCUGGAGUGGGGACCUGAGAAGGCAAACGCGUGGCUGAAGACAUUCUUGAUAUCCUUCGUGCAAGAUGUAUUUGUAGUUCAACCAGUCAAGAUACUGGCUCUCUCUGCCCUGGUGUCCUUUGUCUGCAAGAAAGCCGCGGUGGUAUCGACGCGGGAUGACUUCGUCAGACAACACGUUGACGUGGAGGAUUCCAGAUCGUCAGAAGGCGGCCUGUUUGCUUGGAUAUCUCACCGUGCGACCAUGAGAGUGGCUAAACAGCAGCUACAUAUGGCUCUCUCAAAACAUCACCAAUCGGAUGCAGAAUCACAGAAAGAGCGAAAGAAGAAGGAAGAGACAAGAAAACAAACAGACAAUGUGAUACAAGAGGUUGUCGGCUUCUUCCUGAUCGUGAUGCUUCUGCUCGUGGUGGCUAACGGCGGUACGAACGUCUACUCUCACCACGCGUACAACACUUUAGGUGGCAUCUUCCAAACGGGCUUUGAUCAGAUCCAAACGGCGGAUGACUAUUGGUCGUGGGCGCGCGAUGUCCUUGUUCCGGGUCUAUUCCAGGAACAACAUUACAACGGUGAUAAACUCGGUUGGAGACGUAGGCGUUUCAUCAGUGACGCCGUUUCUUACAGGAUCGGAGCUGCACGCUUCAAGCAGAUACGAGUUAAAUCCAGAUCCUGUGGUUUUCACCAGCGCUACACCAGCCUGUUCUUGAACCAGGAAUGCAACAGCGGGAACUCCUUCUCAGACGGGGAAACGCGAGACUUUUUACCCGGAUGGAGACUCCUCUCAUCCUCCAAUUCGUCCGAAGAUUUCCAUGAGCAAUCCCCCUGGACCUACCAGAUCCCCGACUCUGGUGGCGAGCUGCCCGUGAUGGCAGACAUUGCCACGUACGGCUCGGGAGGUUAUGUUGCCGGAGUAGGCAGAAACAAAGAUGCCGCCCUCGCUGUCAUCGCUGACCUGAAGGAAGCCGACUGGAUUGACCGCUAUACACGCGCUGUCGUCGUGGAGUUCACGGUUUAUAACGCCAACAUCAACUUCUUCAGCACGAUGUCGUACACGGUGGAGUUCCUCAACAUGGGAGGGGUGGUGUCGUCCCUUUCUAUCCGGACCUAUCGCUUACAUCGGUUCGUGGGCCCAGCUGGGUAUAUCAUCCUGGCUCUGCACAUCCUUUACGUGGUGUGUUUCCUGUACACGCUGUACAGGGAAGCAAAACUGAUGAAGGAACAAGGGAAAAGGUAUUGCCAACAACCAUGGAACCUUCUCGAGAUUGUCAACAUCCUGGUUUCUUUCAGCGCAUUUGCCGUGUUUGCCGUAGACUACAUUACGUCAAGGAAUACCCUGGACAAGCUACUUCAUCAUCAUGAGUCGUCGAAGUACAUCAGCUUCGAUCUUGCUUUCUUCUGGAACCAGGUCUUUGUUUGGACAGUGGCCACCGUCGCCUUCAUCAACAUCUUAAAGUUUCUUCGCGUCCUUCGCUUCAACCCGCUCAUGUCUGUCUUGAUGACGUCACUACGGCGUAUGUUACCAGAGGUCGCGGGCUUUGCCGUUUACUUCAGCUUCCUGUUUCUGUCGUUCGUGCAGCUGGGCCAUUUGGUGUUCGGACUGAAGAUACAGGAAUACUCCACAAUUUCCGCGUCAGGAAAGAGUCUCUUCCUCUGUGCAUUGGGGAGUUUCAAUUUUGAUAAAAUCCUAAGCGCAAGUAGAAUCAUCGGGCCCAUGUUCCUGUACUCCUAUCUGUGCAUCGUCUUCAUCAUCAUCAUCAAUAUCCUGGUGGCCAUCAUCAAUGACGCACUUGUGGUCAUGAGAGGGUUCACGCCGCCUCCGGAACAUAGGGAGAUUCUGCAGGAGUUGUGGAGGAGGCUUGCCAACUUCCUUGGUCUGGCUAACACUGCAAGUCAGGAGAAUGACAUGCUGGCAUCGGAAAGACUGGAUGAUCGUUUGACUCGACUGAACCUUCUUACACGGGCCAUGAAGGAGAGACAAGUCGCAGAGAAUGUGAUGCGAAGCUACUAUCAGGCUUUUGAAUUACCUAGAAAAUGACGUUGUCAUUCGUCAAAUGAUGCCAUGUUAUUUUAGAAAUCAUGCGAUCUCCAAGAAUGGUGUAGUAGGCUGAGGUCAUUUUAUCAACCAUUCUAAAUAUAAAGUCUGGUAGAUAGAGAUCAAGGUCGAGCGUUGUUAUGACGUAGCAAGCUUUCGCAAGCGUAAUGCCGACCUUUGCUUGUGGCAGAUCUGACGUUAACAAUACUGCAGGUGUUGUCUGGCAUGAUGAGACUAUACAAUGUCAAGUAAUGAGAGUAAUAUCCACGUGUAUAUAUUGUAGCGGCCUUUAGUUGCGUAUUGACUGUACAGGUUUAUUAUAAUAGUGGGAAUAAUAUGAAAUAUGAAAGAUAUAUUAACGCUAUACCAAGACGUUUAGACUGUAUGAGUAGAUUUUGUAACAAACGUCUAAGUCAUAGUACCAAGCGUUUAACUUGUAGAUAUACAGUCAAGUAACAAUGGAAAGUUAUGAACAAUACUCUACUCUAAUACUAGUGUUGGCUAUUUCUAAACAGGUUGGGUUUGACUUCUUUUUUGGAAGCAGAGGGAGAGGAAAAGCCCCACUUUUUCUAAAAUUUUUGGGUUCUACGAUUUCAAGAGAAAAAUGGCUUUUUGUUUGUCUGUCAAUGUCCAUGUCCAAACUGUGUCCGUGACUGCCAUGCCAGUAUCGGCCUACGGAGCCACAGUAGAUGCU